This is a messenger RNA of Colletotrichum phormii, 1629 nucleotides long. Its product is annotated as rhamnogalacturonase. The transcript has 2 exons. Gene Ontology annotation, molecular function: carbohydrate binding; carbon-oxygen lyase activity, acting on polysaccharides. Bases 1 to 1629 code for a protein of 542 amino acids. The record is from RefSeq and is a predicted model, not a curated record. Lineage: Eukaryota; Fungi; Ascomycota; Sordariomycetes; Glomerellales; Glomerellaceae. Gene Ontology annotation, biological process: pectin catabolic process.
AUGGCGUUCAACACUCUUCAGGUUUUCUUCUUCACCAUCCUUUCCUUCGCCUCCUCUGCUUUGGCCGCCUUCGGCGUCACCACCUCGGGCAGCAACUUCGUUGUCGAUGCCGGCUCAUCCAACACCCUCGUCUUCCAAGUUUCAAAGUCCAGCUGCGAUAUCAACUCUAUCAAGUACCGCGGCAAUGAGCUCCAGUAUGCCAGCAAGGGCAGCCACAUCAGCUCUGGUCUCGGAACUGCCACCGUCGAGGCCACCACUAUCACGGCCAGCACCGGCAAGGUCAUCAAGGUGACCUGCACCACCUCGACUCUUACGCACUACCUCAUUGUCAAGGAGGGCGAGGCCAACAUCUACAUGGCCACCUACAUCACCGCCGAGCCCGACAUUGGCGAGCUCCGCUGGAUCUCGCGUCUGAACAAGGACACCCUCCCCAGCGAAUACCCCUUCGGCGUCGUUUCCACCACCGCCGGCUCCAGCUCCACCGUCGAGGGCUCCGAUGUUUUCGUUGUCAGCGGCCAGACCCGAUCCAAGUUCUACUCCAGCGAGCGCUUCAUCGAUGACAAGGUCCGCUGUGUCUACGGCACCAGCCCCGAGGAGAUCCACGUCUGCGUUUCCGUCGAGCCCAAAACCGGCUUCGAGCUGUCCUCCGGCGGCCCCUUCUUCCGCGACAUCAACACCAACAACGCCGGUGACUCCACCAACCUGUACAACUACAUGAACAGCAACCACGCCCAGACCGAGGCCUACCGCAUGGGUCUGCACGGUCCUUACGUCCAGUCCUUCUCCCGCUCCGGCAUCCCCAAGAACACCGACUUCAACUACGACUUCUUCAGCGAGCUCAGCCUCAAGGGUUACGUUGCUGCCUCCGGCCGUGGCACCGUCUCCGGCACUGCUUCCGGCAUCACCGGCAGCAGCUUCCAGCGUGUCGUUCACUGGUACAACGCCAACGCCCAGUACUGGACCUACGCCUCGUCCACCGGCGCCUUCACCUCCCCCCUGAUGAAGCCCGGCACCUACACCAUGGUCCUCUACCAGACUGAGUUCAAGGUUGCUACCAGCUCCGUCACCGUCUCCGCCGGCAAGACCACCACUGCCAACAUCGCCAGCACCCUUGCCGCCCGCACUACCCUCUGGAAGAUUGGCGAGUACGACGGCCAGCCUACCGGCUUCCGCAACGCCGACAAGCAGCUCCGCAUGCACCCCUCUGACAGCCGCAUGAGCAGCUGGGGUCCCCUCACCUACACUGUCGGAACUUCUGCCGUCGGCGACUUCCCCAUGGCCAUCUUCACCGCCGUCAACAACCCCGUCACCAUCAAGUUCAACCUCGCCUCCGCCCCUGGCGCUGCUACCCUCCGCAUCGCCACCACCCUUGCCUUUGCCAGUGGCCGUCCCCAGGCCAAGGUGAACAGCUGGACAGGCCCGGCCCCUGCUGCGCCCACCAAGAUCGACUCCCGUGGCGUUACUCGUGGUGCUUACCGCGGUCUCGGCGAGGUCUACGACGUCAGCAUCCCUGCCGGCACCCUCGUUUCUGGAGCCAACACCAUCACCAUCAAUGUCAUCUCUGGCAGCAGUGGUGACACUUACCUGAGCCCCAGCGUCAUCUUCGACACCGUCGAGCUCUUCCAGUAA